Messenger RNA from Letharia lupina, 420 nucleotides. RefSeq lists its product as uncharacterized. The record is from RefSeq and is a predicted model, not a curated record. The transcript is spliced from 2 exons. Bases 1 to 420 code for a protein of 139 amino acids. Lineage: Eukaryota; Fungi; Ascomycota; Lecanoromycetes; Lecanorales; Parmeliaceae.
AUGAGUGGUAAGUCAAGAGAUUGGAAAGAAAUUGUCCGCAAUUACUUCUUUCUAUCAAAACUUGCCAACCGAAAGAAGAUUCUCGACCAGAAAUUUGAGUGGACAGCCUUUGAAGAGUUCAGGGCAAAACGGAACGAGUUUUGUCACGAUCAAAAUAUUGCGAGAGCAGAAAGAUGGACUGUGCGGAUUAUCAUAGUCAGCAGUGUUGUUGUGACCGCGGCCUUCACGUUGGGUGUCGGCAUCCCGUUCAUCUUGCUCGUCCCCAAAUACGUAAAGAGUCUCGCCAAGCUGCGAGAAAAUGAAGAACAGAAGGAGAGAGAUCAGAUGAAGAAAGAGUUCCCAGAAAUAGCGCAGGCCCCUUUGGAAGGUAUGGCAAGACCUUGCUGUGGGACAAGAAGGUCAAGAUUUGGACGGUCAUGA